This is a messenger RNA of Miscanthus lutarioriparius, 1122 nucleotides long. NCBI's taxonomy places the organism in Eukaryota, Viridiplantae, Streptophyta, Magnoliopsida, Poales, Poaceae. The record is from the annotation of a GenBank genome assembly.
AUGGCGUGCACAGACAAUGCGAUGAGAGCCUUGUUCCUCCUGGCGCUCGUCUGCGCCGCGCACGCUGGGAAGGACACGAAGGAGAGCUCCUCCGCUCCUGCCAAGGAGGGCGGCGACGCGAAAGCAGCGUCCGGGCCCGGCGGGUCGUUCGACAUCACCAAGCUGGGCGCCUCCGGCAACGGCAAGACGGACAGCACGAAGGCUGUGCAGGAGGCGUGGACGUCGGCGUGCGGCGGCACCGGGAAGCAGACGAUCCUCAUCCCCAAGGGCGACUACCUCGUCGGCCCGCUCAACUUCACCGGCCCGUGCAAGGGCGACGUGACCAUCCAGGUGGACGGCAAUCUGCUGGCGACCACGGACCUGAGCCAGUACAAGGGUAACUGGAUCGAGAUCCUGCGCGUGGACAACCUGGUGAUCACCGGCAAGGGAACGCUCGACGGGCAGGGCCCCGCCGUGUGGAGCAAGAACUCGUGCGCCAAGAAGUACGACUGCAAGAUCCUGCCCAACUCGCUGUGCAAGGACAUGCUGAUCAAGGACGUGACGGUGACGGCGCCCGGGGACAGCCCCAACACGGACGGCAUCCACAUGGGCGACUCGUCCGGGGUCACCAUCGUCAACACCGUCAUCGGCGUCGGCGACGACUGCAUCUCCAUCGGCCCCGGGACCAGCAAGGUGAACAUCACCGGCGUCACCUGCGGCCCCGGCCACGGCAUCAGCAUCGGCAGCCUGGGGCGGUACAAGGACGAGAAGGACGUCACGGACAUCAACGUCAAGGACUGCACGCUCAAGAAGACGAGCAACGGCCUCCGGAUCAAGGCGUACGAGGACGCCGCCUCCGUGCUCACCGCCUCCAAGAUCCACUACGAGAACAUCAAGAUGGAGGACUCCGCCAACCCCAUCAUCAUUGACAUGAAGUACUGCCCCAACAAGAUCUGCACCGCCAGCGCUGCUCCAAGCCCCGAGGCCGUCAGCCUGCUCUGCUCCGACAAGAUCCCCUGCACCGGCGUCACCAUGGAUAACGUCAAGGUCGAGUACAGUGGCACCAACAACAAGACCAUGGCCGUAUGCAAAAACGCCAAGGGCACCGCCACGGGCUGCCUCAAGGAGCUCGCAUGCUUCUGA